GCUGUACACAUUCGUCCUGGAUAACGUUGCUUAAAUAAAUAAAUAAACUGUGGGGCCCACCUUGCUUCACCUCGUUCCCAUAUAUAUAAUCAGGAUCUACAAAAAGCUUUAUAUACAUUGACAAUUGGCAGCGACUUAGGUCUCUUCUCCGAUUAUUACAAGAAAGUCGCAAACCCCUUUACCCCACUCCACCCUUAUAUAUGUUUGCUCAGUUGUAACCUCUGCAUAUCAAUCCACCACACUGCCGGACAUGGAAUCCUCCAUCUUCGUAGUGGGGUUCCUUCUUUUCCUAUCUUUCUCCACGUGUAAUGGUGAGUUUCAUUUUUAUCUCUGAUGUUCCAUUGAGUCUGAAUCGGCCCGACCCACCUGAUUUGGGGUGACUUGUGUUAUCGAACUGCAUGGGGUCCAACUGAGUCUGAGUUGAUUCGGAUGGGUCGUAUCAGACUCGUCCAAAAGUGAUGAAACCAAGAUUGCUAACGUUGGUCUAAUUCAAUGUGUUUUGCAGCUGUUAACUCCAAUCUUUUUCGGGAGUACAUUGGUGCGGAAUCCCAUGUCGUGAGGUUCUCCGAUGUGCCUAUAAAUCCUGAUGUGGAGUUCCACUUCAUCCUUGCAUUCGCGAUCGACUAUUCCACCCGAAGCACCCCAUUGCCAACCAAUGGGAAAUUCAACAUCUUUUGGGAGAAAAACAAUCUGGGGCCCAGCGAUGUUGCAUCGAUUAAGAAAAACCAUCGGAAUGUCAAGAUCGCCAUCAGCUUAGGCGGGGACACCGUUGGCGAGGACAGCAUUGGCAGGGAUAGCAUGGGCCACCACCACGUCUACUUCCAGCCACAGUCCAUCUCUUCAUGGGUCCAAAACGCUGUCUCAUCACUAACCAAAAUCAUCAAGCAGUACAAUAUCGAUGGCAUCGACAUCGACUAUGAGCACUUCCAUGCGGACCCGAACACGUUUGCCGAGUGCAUCGGACAGCUGGUAACCACUCUCAAGAAUAAUAGUGUAAUCUCAUUUGCAUCCAUCGCACCAUUUGAUGACAGGGGGCCGGUCCAGAGACAUUACUUGGCACUGUGGAGCAAAUUUGGGCAUGUGAUCGACUACGUGAAUUUCCAGUUCUAUGCCUAUGAUAUGGGGAUUAGCGUGUCGGAAUUUCUAGACUAUGUCGAUAAGCAAGUGGCUAAUUACAAGGGAGGGAAGGUUUUGGUGAGUUUUAUUAGUGAUGGGAGUGGGGGUUUAGGUCCUCAUGAUGGAUUUUUUGAGGCUUGCAAUCAGUUAAAGAAGCAAGGGAAGCUUGAGGGUAUCUUUGUGUGGUCAGCUGAUGAUUCUCAGAAGUUUGGAUUUAGAUAUGAAAAGCAGUCUCAGGAGCUGUUAGGGUCAGCUUGAUCUUGGGUAAUGAAUGAUCUGAUUUUCAUUUACAUAGAUGAAGCAAGCUAGUUUUAUUUAUUUAUUUCA
Molecule: messenger RNA, 1443 nt
Organism: Magnolia sinica
Lineage: Eukaryota; Viridiplantae; Streptophyta; Magnoliopsida; Magnoliales; Magnoliaceae
Product: chitinase 2-like
Exons: 1
Coding region: 493-1374 (293 amino acids)
Biological process (GO): carbohydrate metabolic process
Molecular function (GO): hydrolase activity, hydrolyzing O-glycosyl compounds
Source: RefSeq, a predicted model, not a curated record